This is a messenger RNA of Symbiodinium pilosum, 4176 nucleotides long. NCBI's taxonomy places the organism in Eukaryota, Dinophyceae, Suessiales, Symbiodiniaceae. The record is from the annotation of a GenBank genome assembly.
AUGCUGAGUUGCAUCGCGCAGCCGUUUGAGGAUGCCAACAAAGCAGACCUCUUUGGUUUCUGUCCCGUGGUAGUUUUUCUGAACCUCUCUCAUGCUCGGGGGUCGCAGAACUUGAUUCUACCGGUGUUGGCGCUGUUCGGCGACGUUGCCUUCAGCUCGGCAAGAGCAAGGCUCCAACAGAAAGAGCACUGGUUCCCCUCCCUGGUGAUGUACGAGCUUGGCUGGAGGAAAACCGCGCUCCAUGCCUCUUUCCCACACAUCUUCCCGUACACCUUCUUCGAUGACAUGACAAGGAGAGAGAUCUACUUGAAUGCGGCAGCCGUAUAUGGCAUCUGGUUCGUCCUCUACAGCUCCUGGCUGCUGGCCGUCGGCCUACGAUGCCCCAAGUGGGGGUAUGACACGAUUUUCCACUGGGCCAUGCGUGGCCCUGGAGGCCACAUAGUGGCAAAGAUCCUGCGCAAGCCCCCGCAGGUGCACGGUGCCUUUGUCGAAUGCAACGAGUUCCCCAUCUCCUACGCUAUCGUCUACAUGGCCUUACACGCCACCUCUGUCCUGGUGAGCAUCCCGGUGUCUCUGCUGUGCUAUACUAGCCAGUGGAUACAUGUGCUAUUAUGUGGACUCAUUGUGCUCUCCACGGUCUACAACGCAUCUGCCCGCUACACGUACUACAUGGUUCACAGUUACACGGCGGCCUUGAAAAGAGAGCUGAAGAUCCCAAGGGAUCGGGGUGUCUCAGCACUCAUAGAGGAUCCGGAAUGUAGGAGCGAUGGAGAGCUUCGGCCGUUUCUACGACGUAUGAAAAGGUCUGGGAAGCUGGUCUUAACAGUCCCUGGACGUGUUCUUCAUGACGCUGUUGCUGCUGUUGGCUCCAUGGAUCUCGAUGGCUUCUCUGAACACAAUGACCCAGAGCUGGACUUCAAUGAGCGUAAACAGCCUCUUCUUCCGAUUUGCUUGGAGAAUGCCAGGAAUGCCUCAGGACUUUCCACGGCCAAUGAAGAGCAGCAGCCAGCCUCACCAAAUGCCACCGAGCAGAGUAGCCAACUCUUGAGGUGCUCCUCCAACCUCUCCGGCAUCUCCAGCAUCACCAGGACGGGGCCAGGCGUCCCAAACAGCGGUUGCACUUCUCCAGCCAUGCCCGCCACACCUGCCAACACCUGUUUCCGUGACAUGCACCUGCCUAAGGACCCUAUGAAUGGCAUGCUUUCUGCGCCAGCCCCAUAUGCUGAAUCGACAUGCCCAACAUAUUCGGCCACGUGCCCAGAGUGCUCUGGCGACUACCGCGAUGGUACUCCGACUGCCGCUAUUUCACUUUUUUUGAGUGGGCUGGUCUCCGUGACGCUCCUGCCUAGUGCGGCUGAGGGCUACGGCAAGCACGGCAAGCCGCAGUCUCCCAGCAUCUUCAAGCGAGAUUCGCGAGACUGGGCAUCCCUGGAGGCCAAGGCCAAGGCGGCCGAGGCGCAAGGCCAAGACGCCAUGGAGGAAGAGCAGCCUUUGGAGCACCAGGUUGGCAUCGCACUCAGAGCACCUUUUACGCUUGCAAUCUUUGCAGAGCUCAUCCAGGUGAUGUUGCAGAGCUUGCUGGACAUUCUGGCCAUGCUGGCCGUGAUCCGAAGCUCAAGACGUGCAUAUGCAAAGGCCGUGUACUGGUGCCUCGCUGAUCUUUUGAAAGGUAAGGCCCAUGAAAGCUGUAGUAGCGCAUCGGACGUGAAGACAGUAGCCUUCAACCUUGACUGCAUCCCUGAUGCUGAGGAGGUGGACAGCAUCAACUGGGUCUACCAUGUCCUCCCAGCAUUUCAAAAGGAGGGGGCCAUGUACUUGGAGCGCCGGAAGCUUGUUAGACUCAAGGAAGAGGCCAAAAAGCAGAAGACAACCUUGACCGUGGAAGACGCGAAGGCAUACUUUGAUGAGCACAACAUCAAGGUGCACAUCCCUCAGGGCAAGGACGUCGACAUCACGCCACUUGCAGGCUUCCACUUCCAGGGCUUCGCGAAGCGACUCAUCAGAUAUUGCACAAAGAAUUUUGAGAAGCCUACGCCCAUCCAAGCAUGCACGUGGCCCUUGAUCAUGCAGAAGAGUGAUGUCUGCGGCAUUGCAAAGACCGGCAGCGGGAAGACUCUGGCAUUCGCUCUUCCAUACCUCAGCAUGUCAAGGCUCGGCGAGCUGGAGGUCUUUGAGCAGCCCUGUGCGUGGCCGAGAUUUGUUGGCCUGGCACCAACAAGGGAGUUGGCCAUGCAGAUCGCAGAAGUCUGCAGUGACUUGGUGCAGGCCUUGACCGCUGGCGAGGAGGGCCUUUAUCCGGUGCAGUGCAUUUACGGCGGCGUGCCCAAACGAGAUCAGCGAGAGGCCAUUCGAGAAAGAGGCGUUGACAUGGCCAUUUGCACCCCCGGACGCCUCCAGGACUUGGUCGAGGAGCAGACCUUGGAUUUGGGUUCUGUGCAAUACCUCGUACUUGAUGAGGCAGACAGAAUGCUGGAUCUGGGCUUCAUCGAUGCCGUGAAGUCCUUGAUCGGCAAGAUGCCCAAGGCUGGGCGGCGGCAGACCUGCAUGUUCAGUGCAACUUGGCCAGCAACGGUGCAUGCCCUUGCGACCAAGUUCCUGAGCGAGCCGCUGCAUGUGGGGAUCGGCUCAGUGGACGAGGGCAUGGUGGCCAAUACCUCCAUCUGCCAGCUGGUUGAGGUGAUCAGGAACGAGAAGGAGAAGCCUGCUCGGUUACUUCAGCACUUGAAGACACACUACAGUCCCAAGAAGAAGGUGAUCAUCUUUGGCUUGUACAAGAAGGAGACGGCUUGGUUGGAGAACUUUUUGUGGGAGAAAGGCUAUGAGAAGGUCAUUGCUCUGCAGGGAGACAUGUCGCAGGAAAAGAGAACUCAGGCAAUCGCAGACUUCAAAGAAACCAAGAAGACGCCACUUAUCGCCACGGACGUCGCCAGUCGAGGACUCGAUGUCCAGGAUGUUGAGCUUGUCAUCAACUACACGUUUCCGUUGACCAUCGAGGACUACGUGCACCGCAUUGGCCGCACGGGACGUGCGGGGAAGAAAGGUCUAGCAAUUUGCUUCUUCUGCCCGGAGUCCAAAGGUGCCCAGGAUGAGAAGGCACAUGCGGGUGACCUCUGCAAAGUCCUUCGCGACGCAUCCCAAGAAGUCCCCAAGGAGCUGGAGAGCAUAGCUGGCACAUCUGGUGGCAAUAAGGCUACAAAAAAGAAGGCUCAUCCUCUCUUUGGAGCGCACUUCAAGAGUGCAGAGCAGAUGGCAGCACUGGAGGCCAAGAAGGUACACACCACCUUUGAGGACUCCGAUGAUGAGUGCGUACUGGGCUUGUAUCCGCAUCUCGCAUCAUGUUCGCAGCUCUCCCAUGUGAAGCACAUCGUCGGUGUGCUGUUUGUGCUGGUCGUGGGCACCUGCACCGCCUUCCUUCCUGGAGCCGGGCACCAGGCUGGCCGCUCGCAGUCCAAUCGCGCCAGAAGCUCCCGCCAGGCCCGGCAGGCGCAGGGUAAGGAGUCGGAGGAGUAUGAUCAGUACGAUUGGCAACGCGUGUCAGGAUCUUCAAGGAAUGCCCAAGAGGUCUUGCCUGACUUGGCAGACCUGCCCGAUCUGCCAGACUUUUCCGAAGAGGAGGAUGGAUCGGAUGCUGGUGAAGGAGAGCUGAAGGCACAGGUCAAGGUGCGAGAAGUGAACUUGCCCGAUCUGCCUGGCAUUGACGACGACCUGCUUCCACCAGGGCCUAACCCGUGGUCGGAUGGGGGUCUUGGCUUCUUGGAGUGGACAGGGAUCUGGGCCGGGCUGUUGACGGUUGUUCUAGCAGUGGGCGCUGGCGGGUCCUGGAUCAUCGCCAGGUUGCAGCUGGAGCCAGAGGUUGCAGCUCAGCUGCUGGACUUCUUGAAGCCACUACUCAAUGUCUACCAGCUGCUAUUCCUUGCGAGGGUGUUGCUAGCGCAGUUUCCGAAGCUCAAUACGGCGGAGUGGCCCUAUGCAAUCUUCCACUAUCCAACAGAGUUCGUGCUGAGCCCCACGCGCAUGAUCUUGAAGCCGGAAGCGGGCGUAGAUGUGUCGCCAUUUGUUUGGCUCCUCUUUACAUCCCUCGUGGCAGAGUUGCUCACUGGGUCAUUUGGCAUCCUGCAAAUGGUGAAGGAUUCAUCACGGUCACGCCUGGGAGACGCUGUGAUGAGUAUUCGGUAG